Messenger RNA from Galleria mellonella (greater wax moth), 1881 nucleotides. It is a transcript of the gene Mrm2, whose product is annotated as rRNA methyltransferase 2, mitochondrial. Gene Ontology annotation, biological process: RNA methylation. Gene Ontology annotation, molecular function: rRNA (uridine-2'-O-ribose)-methyltransferase activity. The transcript is spliced from 4 exons. The record is from RefSeq and is a predicted model, not a curated record. Bases 348 to 1097 code for a protein of 249 amino acids. NCBI's taxonomy places the organism in Eukaryota, Metazoa, Arthropoda, Insecta, Lepidoptera, Pyralidae. Gene Ontology annotation, cellular component: mitochondrion.
AAGAAACGACCAAUAAACAGGCGGGAAUAGCUGGCGCAGCCUCUUUUUUAUCUGUGCAUUUAACAGCUGAUUGACAAAUUCAAAAUGACAGUGAUAGCUUUAAUGCGUCAUUCAAUUGUCAACUAUUAGCAGUCAACAGUUCAACACAACAACAAAAUAAAAAUUUAUUUUAUUUAUCUAUAUUUAGGCAUAAAUGAUAGUAUUAAUUAUUAAAAUAGAAAAUUUUAUGACAGUAAUUAGUGCAAUUUAAAAACGAAUACAUCUUAAUACGCUAUAUAUGCUAAAUAUACAAAUAGCUGUUUAAAAAUAGCAUUGUACUUAUAAUAUCAAUUACUAGGUAGUAAACGAUGUUAUCUCCGCGCUUGUCGCGAGCAGAACCCCUGAACUAUACAAGAAUGUGUUUUCUGGUUAAUUGUCUUAAAAGAUUAAAAAGUUCGCAACAAUGGUUAAGUCGUCAGAAAGCAGAUCCUUAUGUGGAAAAAGCAAAAAUAUACAAUUACAGAUGUCGCAGUGCAUUCAAAUUGUUAGAAAUGAAUGAAAAAACCAAUAUAUUAACUCCUGGCUUGUCUGUAAUUGAUCUUGGAGCAUCACCUGGCUCAUGGACACAAGUUGCUGUUCAAAAAACAAAUGCAGAUGGGUCUGACAAAACUAAGCCAAAAGGAAUGGUUCUUUCUAUUGACAAACUGCAGAUAUUUCCCAUUGAGGGUGCAACUAUAAUGAGCAACAUGGAUUUUUCAACUAUUGAAGCUCAUGAUAAAGUGAUUGCUGUUCUUGGUGACAAGAAAGUAGAUUUAGUUUUAUCUGACAUGGCACCAAGUGCCACUGGAGUGAAAGAAUUAGACAAAGAUAGAAUAAUUGGCCUUUGCUAUAUGGCCAUAAGAUUUGCUGCACUUGUAACAAAAAUUAAUGGCAACCUUCUGUUUAAAGUAUGGGAUGGGAAAGAAGUGCCUAUAUUAGAAAUGGACUUAGAAAGAUUUUAUAGAAAUAUCAAAAUAUUAAAACCAAAAGCAAGCAGGUCUGAUUCUUCAGAAAAGUACAUACUUGCUAGAGGUUUCAAAGGGAUCCAGAGGCCAUUAGAGAGUGGACGGUGGGGAUAAGUGUUAGCAAGUGUUGUAAAUAAUUAAAUAAUAGUUUUAUUAUGACAUGUCUUCCGAUUCUAAUGCAAUAUAUAAUUUAUUAUGAAUUGUAUGUAUACUGUGCUGUCAGUGUCAAUAAUAUCAUCAAAGGUUAUUAUAAAAUAAGUAAAAAUAAAAAUCAGGCAUAAUACAUUUUUAUAUUUUUAAUAUAGCACUUUCCUAAGCAAUAAAAUUAAUACUUUGCAGAAUGUAAUAAAUUCAUAUUAAGAAUGUUUUCACAUCCACAACACUGCUUCAUUUUUAUUUCAACUUGAAUAGUUAUUGUGUUUAUAUUUUUUUCAUAUAGGAAUAACAAUAUCUUGCAGACAAUAUAAAGAUAUCUAAUUUGAAAAACUUUUUUUCUAUCUGUUUCAUUUAAUGUUAAAUCAUCUUCAUUUGUUAUCUAACUAAUCAAGUUUAUAAUUAAUGUUAUUAUGUAUUUAUUAUUAUAAGAUAAAUAGUAGUAGAAUUAAUUUCUGUCUUCUGUUAUUUAUUUUAUUUAUGUUAAAGUUUAUUCAGCUUUCAAUUCAAAGUAUAUUUACCCAUUUGUAAAUAUGCAUUUCUUACACAUUCAGGGAUAGCAAAUCGAUUGACAUGUACAUUCUGUAUGAUCACUAUUCACUCAUCUAUUAGGCGGUCACUUUUUUUGUCUGUGAGAUUAAUUUAAAUAAUAUAUGUAUAUACUUAUGAAGUGAACUUAGAUAAUUUUUAAAAUUAUAAUUAAUCAACUGGUAAAAUUACAUUAAAUACAAGCAAUAACAGCAUA